Molecule: messenger RNA, 2741 nt
Organism: Numida meleagris (helmeted guineafowl)
Lineage: Eukaryota; Metazoa; Chordata; Aves; Galliformes; Numididae
Gene: GINS2
Product: GINS complex subunit 2
Exons: 5
Coding region: 901-1458 (185 amino acids)
Biological process (GO): double-strand break repair via break-induced replication; DNA replication
Cellular component (GO): nucleus; GINS complex
Source: RefSeq, a predicted model, not a curated record
GCCCUGUGGAAUGGUGGGGAGCACUGCUCCUUUGGGCUCAAGAUGGAGGCGUGGGUGGAUGGGUGGAUGGAUGAGUGGAGGCAUGGGUGAUUGGAUGGGUGGAUACGAGGCUGGAUGGAUGGAGGCACGAGUGGAUGGAUGGAUGGAUGGGUGGCUGGGCAAACGGCUGAGUGGGUGCAUGGCUGGACAGAUGGAGGCACGGGUUUAUUGAUGAAUGGAUGGAUGAACGGACAGAUGCGUGGGUAGAUGGAUGGGUGGCUGGAUGGACGAGUGGAUGGACAAAUGGGAGGAUGAGCGGGUGGGUGGAUGGAUGGAUGGACGGACGGAUGGGCAGGUGGGUGGGGGCCCGAUGAAUAGAGGGAACAGGACCGUGCCUGGCACAUGAGAACGGGUGGCUGCCCACGGACACACAGGCGGACGGACGGACCGAUGUACGGACAGACCUCCGCCCCGUGGCCCAUGGGGAGGCCGGGGCACCGGGCGCUGCUCCUCCUGGCCGCCAGGGGGCAGCAGCUCCGAGCGCCGCGCACACACGCAGGGAUUGGGCGCAUGGGGCCCCGCGGCGCCCCGGCAACAAGUGCUGAACUGUGAUUGGUCCGUGCCCCAGGAGGCAUCGGGAUUGGUCCCACGGCGAGAGACACAACCCACCUCCCCUUACGAUAACCAAUAGAAGUCCACGGCAGAGAGGAAUAACCAAUCAGCUCGCUCCAAGCUGCUCCGAGUCCCGCCCCCACGCGGAGAGCGGGAAAACGCGCCCGGCGGCUGGAAGCGGGGUGAUGUGGGCGGGGCUUCGCCGCCGCGCAGCCAAUAAGGAGCGCGGGCGCGUAGCAGGCCCCGGGCCGGUUCCGGUUCCCAUUCCAGUCCCGGUUCCGUGCCCGGCGCCGGUCCGGGCCCGUACACAUGGAGCCCGCCGAGGCGGAGUUCCUGGCCGAGAAGGAGCUGGUGACCAUCGUGCCCAGCUUCAGCAUGGACCGCGUGCACCUCAUCGGGGGGGAUCUGGGCCCUUUCAACCCCGGUUUGCCCGUGGAAGUGCCUGUCUGGUUGGCCAUCAACCUGAAGCAGAGGCAGAAAUGCCGGCUGAUACCCCCAGAGUGGAUGGAUGUGGAAAAGCUGGAGGAAAUUCGGGACCUAGAGCGCAAAGAGGACACCUUCACUCCAAUGCCCAGUCCCUAUUAUAUGGAACUCACAAAGCUGCUCUUAAACUACGCCUCCGACAACAUCCCCAAAGCCGACGAGAUCCGGACGCUGGUGAAGGACACGUGGGACACGCGGAUGGCCAAGCUGCGGCUGUCUGCGGACAGCUUCGUGCGGCAGCAGGAGGCCCACGCCAAGCUGGAUAACCUGACGCUGAUGGAGAUCAACACCAUCGGGACCUUCCUUACUCAAGCCUUAGACCACAUGUACAAGCUCCGGACCAACCUGCAGCCUGCCGGCAGCGCCGAGUCCCAGGAUUUCUGAGCUCCUCUCCCCACCCCAGCCCUCCAAGCACACACGUCCACCCGGCGGGCCGGCUUCCACCUCCCCCGUGCGCAUCUCCCAGAACCCCCCCGUGAGCUCCGUGAGCCGGCAGCCACGUGCAGCCCGUCCUUGGCAGCAGCUGCAGGCGGGUGAGCUUCCCCUGCUGCUCGCACACAGCCUGGGGAGGGAGCAGAGCUGGCACAGGGCAUUCCCUGCACGAGAGCUCCACGCAGCCCUCGCUCCCCCUUCGCAGAACUUUGCCUCUCCUUUUCGGUUCAGAGGCAGCUGCCAAAGGCGAGCGCGGAUACAGGUGGGGGCUUGCCAGCAUCCAGCUAAUGAUGUCGGGCAGAUCCCUCUGCCCUGCGGAGCGUGGGUGUACUUCAUAGAGGGAACUUCUGAGGGCAGCACAGGCCACACACUGGCUUGAAAGCAACGGAUUUCAAGGCGGUGCUCGGCUGUGGAUUUGCUCGGAGCCUCGAAACGGGGAAAGACGGUGCCGGCAGCGAGGGCGCUGGGAGGCACAUCCAUCUGCUCCUUGGAGAAGGACAAAAGAAAAUGGCUUUUCCCUCUCCGAGCCAGCUUGGUGGGUACUAUUAAACAUCCAAGUUUCUUUUUUUUUUUUUAAGCUGAAAUAGUGUACGAAAAAUGAAUUGCAGCCCUGAGCAGCUCCCUGCCCCAGCACCUGGGUCACUGCUGUCUGAGCAGGACCCCAAAGGGGGAGGGCAGGACCCCAAGGGGGGUGGCUGGGGGCGGUGCUGUUCUCCCAUCGCUGCUGGGGGAGAAAAUCCCUUUGCCACCCCUGAGAGGAUUUUAUGAUGAUGGUUGUUGGGGUUGUUUUUGGUUUUUUUUUUUCUGAUGUUUGCAGAAAUUACAGCCGUAUCGUCGUAAAUACCUAAUUACUACAUUCACCAAAUCACCUGUUACGUGACAAUUAAUUCAAGCAAAGACACUUAGGACAGGUGGAGGGCGUUCUUUCUUUUUUCUCUGUUAUUUGCUCUGACAACAUCUCCCUGCCCCAGCAGCUCUGCCCCCUCCUCAGCCCUCCCCGGCCCCAGCUCCUGCCCAGGGGACGAGCACAGGGACACAGCGUGGCCCCAAGGGGAGCGUGCUGGCUCAGAACCUUGAUAUUAUGGGCUGGCAUGGGGGAGGGGGGGGGAUCUCAGCAUGGAAACAGGGCUGCAACCCAGCCCUCCCCGUGCCGCCCCAUCCCUGGCCCUGCUGGCACAAGCUCUCAUCACCGUGCAGUGCCCACAGCUGCCCCAGUGCUUGGGGGGUGGGGGGGC